Messenger RNA from Cloeon dipterum, 1962 nucleotides. Its product is annotated as retinal dehydrogenase 2-like. The transcript has 11 exons. NCBI's taxonomy places the organism in Eukaryota, Metazoa, Arthropoda, Insecta, Ephemeroptera, Baetidae. Gene Ontology annotation, molecular function: aldehyde dehydrogenase (NAD+) activity. The coding region runs from base 186 to 1658 and encodes 490 amino acids. The record is from RefSeq and is a predicted model, not a curated record.
GCCCAGCAGAGGCGUCUUCUAUAAAAAGAGAAGUAUCUCCUGUAUCCUCUUUGUCAGAUUCUGCUGGUUGACGUAGCGGCAGGAGCACAAGACUGUCAUACAGAUUUUAUUGUUUGGCUACAAAUUUAGUCAAAACCUUUGAGACAUAAAAUUGAACCGGCCGGGCGAAGGAGACGGAGAGAAGGAUGGCAAUCCGCAAACCUGAAAUCAAGUUCACAAAGCUCUUCAUCAACAACCAGUUUGUUGAUUCGAUUAGUGGGAAGACGUUCAGGACUAUUAAUCCCGCAACUGGCGAGGUGCUCGCUAGCGUCUCAGAAGCCGGGCAGGCCGACGUUGACGCUGCUGUCAAUGCUGCUAAAAAUGCUGUCAAGUACAACGCAACAUGGAGGACCAUGCAACCCAAAGAGAGGGCUAACUUGAUGUUCAAGCUUGCUUCUUUAAUUGAGCGAGAUCUGCAGUACAUCGCAAGCUUGGAGACUGUUGACAAUGGGCAGCCGUACUCUGGGAUUGUCAACGACAUGCAGUUUGUCAUUGAUGUUUUCCGCUACUACGCUGGAUGGUGUGACAAGAUUCGGGGAAGCACCAUUCCAAUUGGGGGUGAUGAUGGAGGGUAUGCGUAUACCCGUCGAGAGCCAGUUGGGGUCGUUGGCUGCAUUAUUCCUUGGAACUUCCCCAUGCUGAUGCUAUCUUGGAAGUUGGGACCUGCUUUGGCUGCAGGCUGCACCAUCGUUCUCAAGCCGUCUGAACUCACUCCGCUCACUGCCCUGUACUUUGGGUCCCUUGUGCUUGAGGCUGGAUUUCCACCUGGAGUGGUGAAUGUUGUUCCUGGCUACGGUCCUACUGCUGGAGAACCAAUUGCCUACCACCCUGAUGUGAACAAAAUCGCCUUUACUGGCUCCACUCAGGUUGGCAAGCUGAUUGCCAGAGCGGCAGCUGAGUCGAAUUUGAAGCGAGUCUCCUUGGAGUUGGGAGGAAAAAGCUGUCUGGUUGUCCACGAUACUCCAGAUUUGGCGAAAGCAGCUGAGAUCGCCCAAUUUGCUUCAUUCUUCAACCAGGGCCAGAACUGCACGGCUGGCUCCAAGAUCUUCGUCCACGAAAGCAUUUACGAUGAUUUCCUGGCCAAGGCCAAAGAACUGACUGCUGCUCGCAAGACCGGCGACCCGUUUGACGAAGCCACCAUGCAUGGACCACAGAUCGACCAAAAGCAGCUGACAAAGGUGCUGGACCUGAUUCAGUCGGGCAUUGAUGAGGGAGCCAAACUGGAGGCCGGAGGCAAGGCUGACUUGAAGGAGGGAUUCUUCGUGUAUCCCACUCUCUUUUCUAAUGUCAACCAGGACAUGAAGAUCGCUCAGGAAGAGAUCUUUGGGCCCGUCCAAAUGGUCUUCAAGUUCAGCAACCUUGACGAGGUCAUUGAUCAAGUGAACGACACCAAGUAUGGUCUGGCCUCUGGCAUCAUCACCAGCCAGAUGGACAAGGCGCUGGCUUACGUCAACCGAGUCCACGCUGGAUCUGUCUGGAUCAAUUGCUACGACAAUGUAAUGCCGCAAGUGCCUUUUGGAGGCUUCAAACAGUCUGGAUAUGGAAGAGAGCUGGGAGAGGAAUCGCUGAAGGAGUAUCUGGAGGUGAAAAGCGUCAUCUGCAGACCCGUGCCCACUUAAAUCACUAACGCAAGUACAACAGAAUAAUUUUUUUUAAGAGUUUAACCAGUCAACGAUCAAGCUUGUCAGACAAGGUCAGUUUUCUUUUUAAUGAUGUGUCUAAUCAUCAAUAAAAUUGUAUUUUUAAUUAUGGAAAAGGAAAAGUUCAAUUAUGUUUAUACUUAUUAAAUUUUAUUCAAAUAGGUACAAUGUUAAUGCACUACUCGAUACUAUACAUGAUUAAUUGGCAACAUUUAUAAUGCCUUCCUGCACAAAAAGAGUACAUCAAAUGUCUUAAUAAUAUAUUUACAUAUUUUACUUGGCA